Molecule: messenger RNA, 357 nt
Organism: Paramuricea clavata
Lineage: Eukaryota; Metazoa; Cnidaria; Anthozoa; Malacalcyonacea; Plexauridae
Source: the annotation of a GenBank genome assembly
AUGGCUACCUGUCAAGGGCCUCCUGAGGUUGAAGAUAUCUGUCGGCCACGAGAAAAUUCAGUUAGCCAACCAGGAGACACUGCUGUUGAGGACGGCAAGUGUUUAAAAACAGACAAAAAUCCCAAGCUGAACGAUGAAAAUCAGUUAGCUGUGUUGGAUGCAAUCCAACAAUUGGGUGCCGAGAUGACAUCUAUGAAACAUGAUCUGGCUCGGCUCAAAACAUCAAAGAGCAAACACAAGCGUCACGAUAGCUCUGACGAAAGCGUGCUCAACACAUCCGAGGACGAAUGUGUGUUAGAGUCAGAUGACAGCCAGGAGAAGGAUAAUCCUGCCCCUUCUAUUGAUACUCAUAUUUAA